Aspergillus glaucus CBS 516.65 is the source of this 348-nucleotide messenger RNA. RefSeq lists its product as uncharacterized. Bases 1 to 348 code for a protein of 115 amino acids. The record is from RefSeq and is a predicted model, not a curated record. The transcript has a single exon. Lineage: Eukaryota; Fungi; Ascomycota; Eurotiomycetes; Eurotiales; Aspergillaceae.
AUGCGGUUCAGUAAAAUUCUCAACAUCACAAUCGAAGACCAUGAGCAAGGUACAGCCCAAAAGAUCAUGGAGGCGAUGAAACCGGUGGACGAACCAAGCAAGACAGUCUUCGAAUCGCACGAGGCAACCAUCAUCGUCGACCCCGAAGAGCUCAACCAGCCGAGAAACAGAAUCGAAGAACUCGAAGCCCAGCAGCAAACACUGAUUGACGAGAAGAGUACGCUCCAGGCAGAGAAACUAGCACUGGGAGUUGCGGGUUUGGCAGCGCUGGGUAAAGCCGAGUCUUGCGAAAAUGGAGAGGCAUCGUUAUUCUCAUCCCCUGGCUAUCAUAUUUACCAUGCUGUUUAG